UAAGAAAAAGGUUCGUCGUAGAAAAAGGUUCGUCAUCGUCGUGGUGAUCGGGGCUUGGUCCGCAUCGCUGGUCUCGCCCUCCUCGGCCCUCCGCUUUCCAGGAUGGGGACCCUACGAGACACUCUGAGCACCCGAAGGGUGCCCGCCUACUGCUGCCACAUCGGAGGCUGCGAUCGGGUGUUCGACUCCCUGCCGGGCUACGUGCGUCACUACCAGACGCUGCACCAGAACGCGUGCUCCUUCUGCCGCCGCUCGUUCCCCUCGGACCAGCUGCUGGACAUCCACCUCCUGGAGCGCCACGGCACCGUGCCGUCCUCGCCUACCCGGGCGGCGGCCGCGCGCGAGCGCCGCCCCAUCCCCUUCUACUACCAGUGCCCGGUGUGGGGUUGCACCGACAAGUUCAUGAGCCCCGAGGAGCAGACUGACCAUCUGAUUCGCAUCCACCACUACCCCGCCCAUCUCUGGUUCGAUUCGCCCCCGGACAACCAGAGUUCCGGCCAGCAGGGCUCUGCAUCCUCGGCCUCUGCCUCUGCGGGGUCCGCCUCCGAGGCUUCUGCUAAGGAAUCGGCCUCCGCCUCCGCCUCUGUGGCCUCUGCCUCGGCUUCGGUAGCCUCUGCCUCCCAGGGCGCUGGGGUGGGAGUAGGAGCUGGAGGGGACAGCGGCCAGGAGCCGGAGGAGGCCAUGGAGGAGACCGUGGAGGAGGAGGCUGAGGAGGAGCCGGUGGACGAGACUGAGGACGAACCUGACGAGGAGCCCAUGGGGGAGGAGGACAUGGGGGAGGAAGAGGAGGAUCCCGAGUCCGAGGCUGGCAGUGACCCCGAGCCCCCUGAGGAUGACAUCUCCAGCCUCAGCGGCCCUACACUUGGCUUUGGCCCAGGGGCGGCUGGAGGAUUCGAUAGUGCAGAGGAGAGUAAUGAGGACCACUGAGCACCUGCAGGGCUGGGCUGCCACCUGGGGCCGUGAAGCAGGACCCCUCUCCCCCCCCUCCCAGAAGCAUGUUUUCUGGGCUUCGAGCAGCCCAGAGGUGCCUCCACCUUCAAGGAUUGGCCUGGGGGUGCUGCUUCCUUGGUCUGAUCGCGAGCCCCGGGCGCGUCGGGGCGGCCAAGCACCUCUCGGACCCGGCUGAGUCCAGCCCAGGCCUCUUCCCCUCCCCACCCCUUGCUCACUCCUCCCCAGGAGGACCCCUCGUCUGUCUGUGUGUUUGUCUCGUCCGUCUGUGAAGCACAGGCCCCUGGUGUGCCCGCCAGGACUCCCAGGAGGACCCCCAAGGCUCCUGCCCACAGCAGCUGCGCCUGCUCCGGGCCUUCCUGGGACCUUCUAGGGACUGCUCCCCCACCCCGUGACCCUAAAUAAAGUCUGUGUAAGCAA
Molecule: messenger RNA, 1368 nt
Organism: Antechinus flavipes (yellow-footed antechinus)
Lineage: Eukaryota; Metazoa; Chordata; Mammalia; Dasyuromorphia; Dasyuridae
Gene: ZNF511
Product: zinc finger protein 511
Exons: 4
Coding region: 103-927 (274 amino acids)
Source: RefSeq, a predicted model, not a curated record